CCAGCCCCAUCAGAGGAAAUAUUACAAUGUUGCAAGCUGACGUAAGGACAUUACAAGGAAAGGGCUACAUUUCGGAGUGUUUAUGAAAAGCUUCGGUACUGUACUGUCACCAGGGGGCAUGCAAUAGAAUGCAUUUCGUCCAACAUUUGGGAUAAUGAUCAUUUAGAAACCACUACGACCAAAAACAAAAAGAAAAAGAAAAGCAAGAAAACGAAAAAGCGAGCGAGCGAGCUUCCAGUGAGCUUUGGAACCGGCGCCAGGCAGAGGAGCCAUGCAGUCAAACUUUCGGGAACCCUUGGUUAUUUUUUCUGACAUUGCAGCUCGCCCUUGAGGACCGCUUACUGAAUUCUCCGGAUUUUGUUUUGCUUCUUUUUUUUCUCCCUCCACCUCUCCCGCCGUUUCCAGGCCCGGUUGGUUCGCUUCCCUGUGGCAAAGGAGGAGAGAAUCGAGCGAGCUCCCUAACAGCGAGGAAGCCGCAGCAAAACGCCCUGCCUGCUUGCUUCUCUCCGCUGGCUGGCUGGCUGGCUGGCUCGCUCUCCCCCACGGCUCGCUUGCCUUGGGAUCCAGUGUUGUUUUGAAGGGAGCUAACAUGGCGACGGUGCCCGUCUAUUGCAUCUGUAGGCUGCCCUACGACGUAACCCGCUUCAUGAUCGAGUGCGACGCCUGCAAGGACUGGUUUCACGGCAGCUGUGUUGGUGUAGAAGAAGAUGAGGCACCAGAUAUUGAUAUCUACCACUGUCCAAAUUGUGAGAAAACCCAUGGGAAAUCUACUUUGAAAAAGAAAAGAAAUUGGCACAAACAUGACACUGGUCAAACAACAGAAGUAAAACCUGUCCAGAAUGGUAGUCAAGUGUUUAUCAAAGAACUUCGAAGUCGUACAUUCCCCAGUGCUGAAGAUGUGGUAAUAAAAGUGACUGGGAGCCAACUAACAGUUGAAUACUUGGAAGAAAAUGGAUUCACAGAGCCUAUUCUCAUUCCAAAGAAGGAUGGCUUGGGCUUAUCUGUUCCUGCGCCAACGUUUUAUGUUAGUGAUGUUGAAAACUAUGUUGGACCAGAAAGGAGUGUGGAUGUUACAGAUGUCACUAAACAGAAAGACUGCAAGAUGAAGCUAAAAGAAUUUGUUGAUUACUAUUAUAGCACAAAUCGAAAAAGAGUACUCAAUGUAACUAACUUGGAAUUUUCAGAUACAAGAAUGUCCAGUUUUGUAGAGUCUCCUGAAAUAGUGAAAAAGCUCUCUUGGGUGGAAAAUUAUUGGCCUGAUGAUGCUUUGCUGGCAAAACCAAAAGUGACCAAAUACUGUCUGAUUUGUGUGAAGGACAGCUACACAGAUUUCCAUAUUGACUCUGGUGGAGCCUCCGCCUGGUACCACAUCUUAAAAGGAGAAAAAAUAUUUUAUCUCAUCAAACCAACCUCUGCAAACAUCUCCCUCUAUGAGCGUUGGCAGUCGGCAGCAAAUCACAGUGAGAUGUUUUUUGCUGAUCAGGUGGAUAAAUGUUACAAAUGCACAGUUAAACAAGGACAAACACUCUUCAUUCCAUCAGGAUGGAUUUAUGCAACUUUAACACCUGUUGAUUGCCUGGCCUUUGCAGGACAUUUUCUACAUAGCUUAAGUGUUGAGAUGCAGAUGAGAGCAUAUGAAGUUGAAAGACGAUUAAAAAUUGUCAGCUUAACCCAGUUUCCCAACUUUGAAACAGCAUGUUGGUACACAGGAAGACACCUGCUAGAAUCAUUUAAAGGAUUGCACAAAGCUGGAAAGCAGCCUCCUUCCCAUUUAGUCCAGGGAGCAAAAAUUCUAAAUGGUGCUUUCAGGUCUUGGACUAAAAAGCAGGCUUUAGUGGACCAUGAAGAUGAACUCCCAGAACAUUUUAAGCCAGCGCAACUGAUUAAGGACCUUGCCAAAGAAAUUAGAUUAAGUGAGAAUGCUUUGAAAGUCAACAAACCUGAAGUGGGUGCUAAUGUGAAUGUUGAGGAAAUCAGUCCUGUGCAGAAAGAAGAAAUACCGUCACCCGCACCACAAACUCCUCCACCGCCGCCUCCGCCACCGUCACCGCCUCCGCCGCCACCGCCGCCACCAGCUGAAAAAGUCCCCAAGAAAAAGACCCCCAAAGCAAUAAAAGCGCCGAAACCCACCAAGCUAUCUAAACCUCCCAAGCCCCCCAAACCUCCCAAGCCUCCCAAGCCCCCCAAAACCCCGAAAGUAAAGGGGGAAGGGAAGAAAAAAAGCAAAAAAGUCAAAGAACCCCCUCCACCGGCCAUUCCAAAUUUAGACCUUCUUGAGGCCCACACAAAAGAGGCCCUAACGAAGAUUGAAACACCAAAGAAGGGAAAGACUGCCAAGAAUACUUUGAAUACCCCUAGUAAAGAACCCGUUGAUAAACAAAAUGAAGUGGAAAAGUUUGAGAUUCGGGAGCAGAAUAAAUCCAAAACAGAAGCAAAGUGGAAAUAUAAGAACAGUAAACCUGAUUCAUUACUGAAAAUGGAAGAGGAGCACAAACUGGAGAAGACACCACUAUCAGGAAAUAAAGACAAUAAAUUUAUGUUUUCCUUCUCCAACAAGAAAAUACUGGGAUCAAAGGGAAUGAAAACUCAGCUGAAUCCUGGUAUAUUUGGGUCACAGCAAAAUUUCAAAGAAGAUAAAGCAAAACCUGUGAAAGAUGAAUAUGAAUAUGUCUCAGAUGAUGGAGAAUUGAAGAUAGAUGAAUUUCCAAUUAGAAGGAAGAAAAACACCACAAAAAGAGAUUUGUCAUUUUUAUCAGAUAAAAAAGAGACCACACAGCACACUCCAGUUAAGAAGCCAAAAGUGGAAUCAGUAUUAUACAAGAGUGAUGACUCCUCUGAUGAAGAUUCUCUUCACAUUGACACAGAGGCCAAGCCAGGGCGCAAUUCUAAAGCAAAGAAAGAGACUGGAAGUUCAGCAGGCAUUCUAGAUCUUUUGCAGGCAAGCAAGGAAGUUGGGGGUUUAGAGUACAACAGCAACAGUCAGCCACCUGCAUCUCCCAGCACACAGGAAGCUAUCCAAGGAAUGUUGUCAAUGGCAAAUCUCCAGUCUUCAGACUCUUGUCUACAGCCUUCAUGGGGCACCAAUCAAGCUAAGAAUAAUUCCAUCUCUGCCCCCAAUUCCAAAAAAUCUGGAAGCAGCAACAGCAAAAAUGCAGGCAAACGAUUAUUGAAAAAGACUGCAAAAAACAACAUCGAUAUUGAAGAUUAUGAUGAGGACCAGGACCACUUAGAUGCCUGUUUUAAAGAUUCUGAUUAUGUUUAUCCCUCCCUUGAAUCAGAUGAAGAUAAUCCAGUUUUCAAAUCCCGAUCAAAAAAAAGGAAAAGUUCAGAUGAUGCACCAUACAGCCCCACAGCAAGAGUUGGUCCAUCAGUACCACGGCAGGACAGACCAGUCCGAGAAGGUACAAGAGUUGCUUCUAUUGAAACUGGACUGGCAGCAGCUGCUGCCAAAUUAUCUCAGCAGGAGGAGCAAAAGGGCAAGAAGAAAAAGAGCACCAAAAAGAAAUUAUCUCCCAGCAAUGCCAAUAAAGUCCCUCAGGAAAGCAGCUCUCCUGAACCCAAGCUGGAGUGCCAUAGCAGCAGCUUGGCAGACCACGAGUACACAGCUGGUGCCAGCACGCUUGGGGUGGCCCAAGUGAACAGAGGCUCCCAGCCCAUGGCCCCAGGAGUUUUUCUUACACAACGAAGGGCCUCAUCGUCAUCGCAGAAUAAUGCAGCUGCCAAAGGGAAACGUACAAAAAAAGGCAUGGCCACAGCUAAACAAAGGCUUGGAAAGAUUUUGAAAAUUCAUCGGAAUGGGAAACUUCUCCUUUAAACUCCGGUCAUAAUUGGGACUAUCAAAGUUCAGCAUAUCCUGAGCUGUCACACUAACUCUUCAACUCUUGAAGGACUUCAGUAGUAUUGUGCAACAUCUUAGGGACAAUACCAGUUAACUUUUUGCCACCACUUUAAUAAAUUCUUUUUAACUUUCAGCAGUUAAAACCUGUACAGAUACUGCUAUAAAUAUUUUUUAAUAUAGAUGUCCUUUCUCAAAUUGCUGAGAGUGACUAGUUCGCAAAAAGUUAAUACUCCAAAACACGGAGGAUCAUUCCAGUUUUAGGAAAGUAUCCCUUUAACUUGUUUAUAAGUGAAGAAAAAGCCGUUGUUUUUAAGAGUAUGCACAUUCAUUUCAGUUAGGCUUCUUUUAUCAAAACUGAACCAAUUUUAAAGAGGUAUCUGGUUAAGAGGCAGAGUUUUUAAAAAGUUUCUUAAAUUGACUUAUAGACAAGGGAAAGAAAUUUCUGCCAUGACUAUUUGUGAUAUGAUACAUGCACGAAACAGUAUGCAUAAUGAAAUAUCUAGUUUUCUUUUUCUGGCUCAUGAUAAAUAUGUUUGUUCAGUAGAGAAGUUAAAAUUGCACUUCAGCACUGCUAAAACUUUCCCUAUAACCAGACAUUGGAGAACUGUGGAUGAAUUAAUUUAUUUUAUGUGCAAUGCAAGGUGAUUUCUUAAACAUUAUCGAUUACAAAUCCAAUUUAAUUGGGUAAUGAUUUGGAUGUAGGUAAAUAAUGAACUGGUGCAGUUCUUUGGAAAUCAAUAGGGUUUUUUUUUUAAUUAGCUUUGGUUGUUGUUGGAUUGCCACCCUUUUCACUGAUAGAUUUUCAACACUCCCACUGUUUCUUUACACACACACACACACACACUGUGUGUGUGUGUGUGUGUGUAUAGUUUUAUUUUAGCCCCUACGGUAUAUUUCCCAUGUUCAAUGUCUCUGUUUUCAUAAUUGAAAGUCAAUAAGUGAUAGGAAUUAAACAUCAGCAAACACUAACAACCCUCCUCUCCCUGCUAAAAUCUCACAGUUAUGUAUAAUUGAGUAAAACAUUACAAAUGAAUUGGUACCUCAAAAUCAAGAUCGGAAAACACUAACUCUUGACUGUACUUAUAUAACAUGGUUUACAACCUACAGGGGCUAAAGCAAAAUCAAGCCAACUAUAUUAUAUCAUAGUAUGUUGUGUGAACCAGGCCAUCAUCUUAAGCCAUCAUGUUGUUUGCUUUGGCUUCACAUGUUGUGAGAAAAGAGCCACUGUGGUUUUGUAAACCGUAGUUCACGGAUUAAUGUGUUUACAUCCAGUCUGAAUCUGAUGGUUUCUUUUCUCUUUCUCUCUCUCACCUGUUCUAGCUAAAGUUUGUUUACAUGACCAUGGAAACUGGAAGUAUUUUUUCCCCUGUGCCAGUAUAUUAUUAAUUCAGCAUAGCUGUUUUGAAAUUAUCCACAUUAAUUUCCAUCAUAUGGAACUCCAUAUGACAUGGUGGGGUGGAAUCAGCCAUUAACUUGAUGAUAGCAUUGUAGCUUCUGUUUGGGUGGUCACAAUGUGCUGAUAACAUGUGAAAAUGGAGAAUACGUAGGAGAAGAGAUGCCACAGUUUCAUCCUGAGGUGAUGCUGCCAGAACCCUUGGCUUGCAAAGUGACAGGUUCUCAGUUUUAGUUGUGUGACCUGAGUGGGUGGCAAGCAUAUAUGAAUGAAUUUCCCCUGACAUUAAGUCCAUUCAUGUCCGACUCUAGGGAGCGGUGCUCAUCUCCAUCUCAAGGCUGAAGAGCCGGCGUUUGUCUAUAGACACUUCUGUGGUCAUGUGGCCGGCAUGACUAAACGGAAUGCCGUUACCUGCCCGCCGAAGCGGUACCUAUUAAUCUACUCACAUUUGCAUGUUUUCAAACUGCUAGGUUGGCAGGAGCUGGGACUAGCAACGGGAGCUCACCCCAUCACGCGGAUUUGAACCGCCGACCUUCCGAUCGGCAAGCUCAGCAGCUCAGUGGUCUAACCCGCUGCGCCACUGCGUCCCUUGGCAAGCAUAUAACCAACAUAAUAUAAGGUGGCAUCCUUAGUCACAUAUCCCCUUGCUUAUUUUUUUAAAGGACUUUUGAUCUCCAUCUAGCCAUUCAUACCUAAGUUCAUGACCAUUUUUUUGCCUUAUAAAUCAUUUCUGUUGUCUGAAGCAAAUGAAGACAAAACUGUUAAAUUCACCAAUGGCUCUUUUUUUCACCUUCAGUUCUCUGGAUCAUGGAUUAAUCCCUGGGUCAUGUAAACAAACCAAGUUGUUGUUGUCCUGGGACAACACACACUUAUCUUCUGCCCUAUCACCAAACCCUUUCCUUUGAGCUGCAUAUCAGGAGAAAAAGUGCCCCAAACAAACUUACUUUUUUCAGAAAGGAAAAUGCAUAAACCUUUUUAGUGCUUGUGAACCCAUUUAAGAAUAUAAAAUAAUGGAUCAACCUCAGUUGCCAGCCAUGUGAUGAGGUGGAAAGAAUGCACAGCCCUAUCAGAGAGGAAUUCAGAGCUCCUGACCUUCAUAUCAAAGCACUUCCUUUCAGAUGCGCUUGUCCGAAGGAACAAGGGCUGUGCCCACCUAGGGGUUGGGCCAGAAGAGAGCCAAGCUUAUUGACAGUUUAACUGAAUACUUGUUGCUUUUGAACUCUCUUAGUGUUUGGUGUAGAAUGCAUUAUAUUUUACAUUAAACUUGCUUGUCUGCAUAUAAACACUUAGAGCACAAUCCUAUGCAUGUUUACUGUUGUGUUCCAUGGAACUUAUUCUCAUGUAUAGAGUACUAUGUACAGGAUUGUAGCCUUAAGGCGUUACAUUUGUUUCUCAGGCAAUUCCAGAUUUUCAUUUAUAGAUAUGUGUCCGAAAGCAUAUUUUUUCAUAGAAUCUAGCCUGUAAAUAGCUUUUUAAAGUACCUUCUUUUUUAUAAGAUCAAAGUAUCUUUAGACAUUUCUUUCUAUAGAAUAGUUCAUUAACCUUUAUACAGAUUUUUUGCUGAGUAUUUUGCUGAGUAUUUUAGGUUCUUGACUCUGAAAGAGAUACUCUGUUUUUGUCCUUGAUUUAAUUACUUUUUUCUCCCUUUUUUAAUUUUGGCAUUGCCUGAAAAACAAGUAAAACUUUGUGCAGCCUUAUACAGAAUCAAAUAAUAGUACAAAAUUAUCUAUUUAAGAUACAAUAUGAAGAAGAAUCUUCAACUUUAUAAUACCAGCUCCUUGUCUCAAUUCUUGUAUUAUGAGGGGAUACAAUUAUUUUAUUAGCACCUUGUGAAGUGUUUCUGUGUUUUGUGAUGAUGUAAUUUAUUAAUGUUUGUAGCUUUUUAUAUUUGUACAUUUCUUAUGAGCUUUGUUUAUAUACACAUUACCUGGAUGUGAUGUCCAUGAGGAAAAAAUAAAACAGCUAUAGAAAACAACUGAGGCCUUAUUAACUAACCUUUCUAGUUAUGGUUGGGAGACUGGGUCUGAAUUCUUGGUGUCAAAAAUGUUAGUUGAAUAGGGCCCCAGGGUUAAUCAAGUUUUUUAAAGCUUCCCUAGUAUACCGUUAUUGUCAAGCAUUUAUAUAAUAUAACGCAAACAUCAUGCUGGUUUUAUUACUAUUAUUACGUUUAUGAUUAUUAUUUUCACAACAUGUACAUUUCUAACAAAGUUUAUUGUGGCUAUCUAUUACAGUGUUUUAUUUACCAGUUCAUAUCAAAUGCUCUUGUAUCAAGUCCAUGAAAUCUAAGUAAACUUAGAUCAAAAUUUUAAAAGUAAAAUAUUUCAGGUUUUGUAUAGAA
This is a messenger RNA of Candoia aspera, 7569 nucleotides long. It is a transcript of the gene PHF2, whose product is annotated as PHD finger protein 2. The record is from RefSeq and is a predicted model, not a curated record. NCBI's taxonomy places the organism in Eukaryota, Metazoa, Chordata, Lepidosauria, Squamata, Candoiidae. Bases 590 to 3814 code for a protein of 1074 amino acids. Gene Ontology annotation, molecular function: transcription coregulator activity; histone demethylase activity. The transcript has 22 exons. Gene Ontology annotation, biological process: protein demethylation; regulation of transcription by RNA polymerase II.